Messenger RNA from Synchiropus splendidus (mandarinfish), 930 nucleotides. It is a transcript of the gene hoxa1a, whose product is annotated as homeobox A1a. Gene Ontology annotation, molecular function: DNA-binding transcription factor activity, RNA polymerase II-specific; RNA polymerase II cis-regulatory region sequence-specific DNA binding. The record is from RefSeq and is a predicted model, not a curated record. The transcript has 2 exons. The coding region runs from base 25 to 930 and encodes 301 amino acids. Lineage: Eukaryota; Metazoa; Chordata; Actinopteri; Syngnathiformes; Callionymidae. Gene Ontology annotation, biological process: regulation of transcription by RNA polymerase II. Gene Ontology annotation, cellular component: nucleus.
CGGUUCGAGCAGGACGAUGCUACAAUGAGCGGCUUCCUCGACUACUCGGUGAUGAGUGGAGACGCGGGGUCGUGUUCCGUCAGAGCUUUCCACGCGGAGCACGGGAUUACAACUUUCCAGUCCUGCGCCGUUUCAGUCAACAACGAUGAGCGCUUCAUGGCGAGCAGAACUUCACCAGAAGCGGGGUCAUAUCAGCCCACCGGCACCUCCCUGGGUCUCGCCUACGGGCCCAUCCCGGCCUCCGGCUACGGACACCAAACUUUCUGUGCGUCAUACAACCACUACGCGCAGGAGGUGGACUCGGCCGGGUUCCCACAAUGUGGGCCACUCAUGUACUCGGGGAACAUGGUGAGCCAACACCGCCAGAGCUACAGUGGCGCCCCCCUCAGCCAGCUGCAGUAUGCCCACGCAGCUUAUGACCAGACGACGCCCUUCUCCGGGUGUUCCACCCCUCUGUCACCCCUGCACCCGGCACAUCUGGAGGGAUGCUGCUCACCUCUGUCUGAGGGAGCGUCUUCAGCACAGACCUUCGACUGGAUGAAGGUCAAGAGGAACCCACCCAAGACAGGAAGAGUCGGUGAGUUCGGCUACGGCGCUCAGCCCAACACGGUCCGGACCAACUUCACCACCAAACAGCUGACCGAGCUGGAGAAGGAGUUCCACUUCAACAAGUACCUGACCAGAGCUCGGCGCGUGGAGAUCGCUGCCGCGCUGCAGCUCAACGAGACCCAGGUGAAAAUCUGGUUCCAGAACCGUCGUAUGAAGCAGAAGAAACGGGAGAAAGAAGGGAUGAUCCCGAGUAAAUCCAAAACGUCAGACGCAGCAGCCGAGAAGACAGAUGACGCCGCGUCGGAGAAGUCGAUGUCUGCACCGUCCACACCGUCUCCGUCCUCGUCCACACUGUCUGGUGACCCUUAUGCCUCCAAUUAA